This is a messenger RNA of Protopterus annectens (West African lungfish), 4614 nucleotides long. It is a transcript of the gene INTS13, whose product is annotated as integrator complex subunit 13. The coding region runs from base 223 to 2346 and encodes 707 amino acids. The transcript has 17 exons. Gene Ontology annotation, cellular component: integrator complex. Gene Ontology annotation, biological process: centrosome localization; regulation of mitotic cell cycle. NCBI's taxonomy places the organism in Eukaryota, Metazoa, Chordata, Ceratodontiformes, Protopteridae. The record is from RefSeq and is a predicted model, not a curated record.
CGUCAGUUAUGACGACAGUGGGCCUCGUCAACCAUGGGAAUCUAGCCAUGACCCAAAAUUUCAAGUACCUAAUGGUCGCUCAGUUGUUAGUGUAGUUAACGUUUAUUUAUUUUUUUUCAUGUACCUUAUCCGAUUAUUUAUUAGCAUUUCUCAGAAUUAUUAUUGGCUACUGACACUAGGUAAACGGUAAUCUUCACAUCACUGAACUGAACUUCUUGAAAUAUGAAGGUUUUUUCAGAGUCUCAUAAGACGGUUUUUGUUGUGGAUCACUGUCCUUAUAUGGCAGAAUAUUGCAGACAGCAAGUGGAAUUUGAUAUGGUAACUAAGAAUCGAACUCAGGGUGUUAUACCAUUGGCACCCAUUUCUAAAUCACUGUGGACAUGUGCUGUGGAGGCUACAAUGGAAUACUGUCGGAUAAUGUAUGAUAUAUUUCCUUCUCAUAAGCUGGUGAAUUUCAUAAUUAGUGACUCUAAAGCCCAUAUACUGAAUUCCUGGAGCCACGAUCAUCAGAGUCUGCAGGAGCUGAUGGCAGCUCUUUCGACAGUUGGACCACCUAAUCCCCAUAUGGAUGUAGAACGAUGCAGCAUACUGCAUGGCUUAGUGGGAGCAGUUGAGUCCCUUUGCAAAAUCACAGAGUAUCAGCAUGAAGCAAGGACAUCUUUAAUGGAAAAUGCAGACCGUGUCACCAACCGAGGUCGAAUAAUCUGUGUCACCAACGCCAAGAGUGACAGUCAUGUAGACAUGCUGGAAGAAUGCGUCUUGGAGACUAUCCUUGAGCACAACAAAUUAGCUGCUGGCUCAGAUCAUUUAAUGCAGAUCCAGAAAUGUGAACUUGUAUUGAUUCACACGUUUCCAGUUGGAGAGGACAGUCUGGUUACAGGUCAUCCAAAAAAAGAGCUGUCACCUGUUUUAACAAGUGAAGUACACAGUGUGAGAGCAGGAAGGCACCUUGCAACAAAGCUGAAUCUUCUGGUUCAACAACACUUUGAUUUGGCUUCUACAACUAUAACCAACAUUCCUAUGAAGGAAGAGCAACAUGCAAAUACAUCAGCAAAUUACGAUGUGGAGCUUCUUCAUCACCAGGAUGCACAUUUGGAAUUUUUUAAAAGUGGUGAUGCACAUGCUGGAAAUGGUAGCACCAGAGAUGGCUUAUUGAAAGAAACAGUCACAUUAAAAUGGUGUACUCCUCGAACAAAUAAUGUUGAGCUACACUACUGCACAGGAGCAUAUCGUAUUUCACCUGUUGAUGUCAACAGUAGACCUUCAUCCUGUCUUACAAAUUUUUUGCUAAAUGGUCGCUCUGUGCUGUUAGAACAACCCCGGAAGUCAGGAUCUAAGGUUAUAAGUCAUAUGCUUAGUAGUCAUGGUGGCGAGAUCUUCCUUCAUGUAUUAAGCAGCUCUCGUUCUAUUCUUGAAGAUCCGCCAUCUAUUAGUGAGGGUUGUGGAGGGAGAGUCACAGAUUACAGAAUUACGGAUUUUGGAGAGUUUAUGAGAGAAAACAGACUGUGUCCUUUUCCAGAAUCCAGAUCUUCUGAUGGAGGAAGUUCUGAAUCUCCAGUGGAGAGAGCAAAGCAGCAACUUGAAAGAUAUACGCGUUACUGGCCUAUGAUUAUUUCACAAACAACUAUAUUUAACAUGCAGGCAGUGGUGCCUCUAGCAACUGUAAUUGUCAAGGACAGUCUAACAGAUGAUGAUGUUCUGAAUUGUCAAAAAACAAUAUAUAAUUUAGUAGAUAUGGAGAGAAAGAAUGAUCCCUUACCCAUUUCAACAGUAGGCACAAGAGGCAAAGGUCCCAAAAGAGAUGAACAGUACCGUAUUAUGUGGAAUGAGCUGGAAACUCUUGUUAGAGCUCAUAUUAAUAACUCUGAGAAACACCAGCGUGUGUUAGAAUGCUUGCUGGCUUGCAGGAGUAAGCCUCCUGAAGAAGAAGAACGCAAGAAAAGGGGAAGAAAAAAAGAGGAUAAAGAAGACAAGACUGAGAAAUCUGGAAAAGAUACAGAGGCUGAUAAAACCUGGCAAGAUGGUGAAAGGAUAAAAGGAGUACUGGAACGUGAGAAAGAAGAACUGGUGGAGGCUGAGGUUAUAAAAGACUCGCCAGAUUCACCAGAGCCACCUGCUAAAAAGCCCUGUGUCUCUGUGGAUGAAGUUCAGCCUGUUGAAAAGAGUAAAGGGCCAGUGUCAUUAUUGACGAUGUGGACAAGUAGGAUCAACACUACAAACUCGAGGAAACAUCAGGAGUUUGUUGGUCGAUUAAAUGCUGUCAGCAACAAGGUUGAACUGUACCAACAUCUGAAAGAGGAAAAUGGAGUGGAGGUACAAGAAAAUGGAAAGGCCAGCAGACAAUGAAGAUAAGAAGUAUGCCAUUGAAAAGUUCUUGUUGAAUGGUGUUAAACGUUUUGUACAAAAAUCUUUUUAUUUGUAAAUAUUAUUGCACUUUAAAUGUGAGUUUUGUACAUACAAAUUUUGUUUAAACUUACUUGAGUUUUUAUCAUUUUAUGAAUGUUGAUGUAUUGCAGUGAAUAAGAAAUACAAAACUUGGUAGAUGUUUUUACAGAGAUAAUGCAGCCGUACCGUAUGUAUUUAUAAUAAAACCAUUGGUGACAUGCUGUUUAUUUUCAUUAUGAUCUUUUAGUUUUAUAAUGCACAACAAAAUAGUAGUAACAAAAUUAUUGAAUAGUUUCCAUUAAAAAAAAAUAAGUCAGUACAGUGCUCAGAGUAAUGAGAAAAAUAGAGACCACUCCCACAUACACUGAUAGGCACAGUCAUAAACAGCUAAAAGUGCAUUCUUGGAUCAAAUCCCAGAAUACUGUUACUGCAAGACUGCUUAACCAGAUCAGCGAACACUGGCAGGGAUAUUAAACCUGCAACCCUCAGGCCUCAAGUGGCCCUCAAAGCAACAUAAUGCUAGUUAAGAGAAGCUACUGCAUUACAUUCCUAGAUGUACUAGGCGCUAUGCAGUAAUUUUACUUUUUAGAGCCCUGUUAAUCCUUGACUAGGCAUUAAAUGUUUUUAACUGUUAUGUUAUUUCUUUUACUGAGGUUUUUUAAGCAAUUUGUUUGUCAUCUAGGUUCUGAUUAAAUACUGCUAACCUUGGGGGGGACACAUGGGAUGCUACCUUGAUGUUAAAUCUAACUCGAUUGUUGAAAAAAAUAAGGGUCAACUAUAUUAAAAAAAACUUUCCUAUUUUGCAUCCAUCUCAGGUAAAAUUCAAGCCAUUAAAACCACAUAUUUUAAUGUUUUGAGGAAUCUCCUGGUACCCAUAAGUCCUACUUUGCUAGGGCAAAUUCGAGAUGAUCUGAACAUUUGUGUAUUGGACCCCCGUAGUAGAAGAAUAGCAGGCCAAGCAAAAUAUGUACCUUUAUGCUGGGUGGAGGGCACACAAUAUCAGUUAUGCAUUUGUGUUUAAAGUAUUUCAGCUGAUAAGAUAAUAUACUGGGAAUGGUAAAACAAGCCUAUUAAUAGUAUGCAAACAGAGCAAGAUUUAGGAUGUAUAUCACAAUCCUGAAUAUUGGAUUUGUACUAUGAAACCCUUUAGAUGGGAAUUACAUUGUGGUUAGGAAGACCCACUAAGGAAGUCUGCCACCACCCUCAAGGGAUGUGAUGUAUCAAAGAAGAAACCCAGUUAUGUCAGUCUAAACAAGAUAUAAAAGAAUGGGGCCAGUUAAUGUACAAGUUGGAUGAGCUCUCCAUGAAAAGUUUUAGUGAAUUAACGUUUGACUUAUUCGCUCUGAGAGGAAGAGUGGUUUACCUACAUACAAUUAAGUACACAAGUUUGGAAGCUUAAAACUUUGAGUAGAGUAGCCCUGUGGGACAAAUGGAAGAGAAUUAAUAAAGGAUAUGUGGGAAGUUAAAGAUAAGGCAGUAAGACAGCGAACAGAGGGUAGAUGGAAGGUGAACAAACUGGUACACUUAACAGAAGUGGAAUAGUCACAAACUUGGGCAGCAAUCACUAAACUUAAUAAGUGGACACGUUUACAAGAUGAGCAGAGUAGAUUAUUAUAUCACUGGUAUUUGACGGCCAAAUGGAUAGUAAAUGCUGAGGUACUCAACACCAAGGGUUGGUAAUUUACAUGUUUUUGAAAUGCUCUAAGCUUAAAUGAUGUUGGUUAAACUUGCAGUCUUUGGUGCAGGAUGUUUUUGAACUAUGCUUAAUUGGCUUGGAAAUUUUGGAUUUGUUUUUUUUUAGCAGAAGACCAAGCACAGUGUUUUAACACCCGUGAGAGGGAAGUCAGUUGGAUUUUGGCUAGCAUCACUAAACUAUUUUGUGCAAAACAAUGGAAAUCAAAUAGAGAUUUCUCAGAUAAUAUGUAUAAAAAUUGUAUGUGUAAACUUUUUGGUUACAUUUUUGUAUUCACUUAAUGAAAUACAUCAUGAUGCUCCUGGUUUGUUAGGGGUACAGGCAAGCUUGUACAAUGAAUUUUCAUUCUAAUGCAUUGGAUUGACCAGAAUUGGUAAUCUUUAUGUGUAAUAGGGUCAUUUUCGACCAGCUGUGUUUGUAAGUAGUGUACAUAGUUAGAAUAGUUUUAUCCUUUUCUAUUUUUUAGAAUUAAUAUUAGAUUUUAACUGUUAUGCAUAACCAAUAAACUGCAGUUUCAGUCUGCUUAACAAUGAGUA